CCGGUUUCAUUCUCUUCUCGAUUGCUCUAAUGGAGAAAGUCAGGCUCUUCUUUGUUUUUCUUUUGGUGCUUCUCCUAACAGUGCAAGGGUCUUCUGAUCAUCACCACCAUCACCACCGUCAUCACCAUCGUCACAGGCAUGCUUUAUUCCAAAAGCUUUUUGUUUUCGGUGACUCAUAUGCGGAUACCGGGAAUACGUGGAAAUUUAUUUCCAAGUCGUGGAAGGUGCCAUAUGGGAUCACUUUCCCUGGGAAGCCGACUGGCCGGUUCUCUAAUGGCCGAGUCUUGACUGAUUACUUAGCUUCCUUUAUAGGAAUCCGAUCUCCCCUUCCAUAUAGAUGGAAGAAUAUCGGCCCCAAACCGUUACGAUACGGCAUGAAUUUCGCUUACGGUGGGACAGGUGUCUUCGAUACAAUGGUUCCUUUCCCGAACAUGACUACUCAAAUCGAUCUGUUUCAACAGCUGAUCGAACAAGGGGUGUAUACAAAGCGGGACCUCAAACACUCCAUGGCCCACGUCUCUGUGGCUGGUAACGACUACAUCACGUAUCUGGCCAGGAACGGCUCCAUGUCGGGUAUCCUAGAUUUCAUCGAAUCUUUAGUUAAUCAACUCCGGUUAGAUGUAAAGCGCAUUAUGGAUAUCGGCGUAAAAAAGAUCUCCGUAACGGGCCUCGAGCCCGUCGGAUGCUUGCCCGAUAUAACAGAGCCUUCAUCCCACAAACAGUGCAUUGACAUGUACAACACGGCCGCGGGUGUUCACAACAGCUUGUUGAAGUCGGCGGUGGUGGAGCUGAACCAAAAUGCCAGCAGACCAACGGUCGUGAUUUUGGAUCUCUACAAGGCAUUCAUGUCCAUACUCCAAAGCUCAGAAAAUCAAGCGAAGUGGAAGUUUGAGAAUGUUUUGAUGCCAUGUUGCAAGGGAGUGAAAAAUGGAUACUCAUGUGGGAAUGUAGAUGAAAAUGGUACCAAAAUGUACACAGUAUGUGAAAGGCCAGACUCUGCCUUCUUUUGGGAUGGGGUCCACCCUACUCAGAUGGGUUGGGCUAUUGUCUCAUCAUAUUUGAAAACCACUCUCUACCAACUCUCAUCCUGAGCCUUCAUAUAGGAGAAAUAAAGAGAUUUUUUUAUUUUUUUAUUUUUUUUUGUUCUUUAAUUUUUCAGUUGUAUUAGGGAGCAUGAUGAAAUAAAAGUGCACAUUUUUGGAGCAGGAAA
This is a messenger RNA of Magnolia sinica, 1210 nucleotides long. RefSeq names its product GDSL esterase/lipase At5g03610-like. The transcript has 5 exons. The coding region runs from base 30 to 1091 and encodes 353 amino acids. NCBI's taxonomy places the organism in Eukaryota, Viridiplantae, Streptophyta, Magnoliopsida, Magnoliales, Magnoliaceae. Gene Ontology annotation, molecular function: hydrolase activity, acting on ester bonds. The record is from RefSeq and is a predicted model, not a curated record.